AUGGGGACCUACAGAGAUAACCAAGGAAGGAAGUGUGGUUUGCUUUUGCUUCAAGUAUUUAUUUUGUUUUUUCUCGGAAAGCGGGCCUUUGCUCAGAUUCGAUACGCUGUUCCGGAGGAGGUCAAAGAAGGAUCAGUUGUUGGAAAUGUUGGGAAAGAUCUUGGUCUUCAUGUUGCAUUGUUAUCCAACCGAGGUGUUCGUGUUAUCUCCGGAUCAAAGGAAGCAUUAUUUGAGGUAAACCAGGACACUGGGGAUCUUUUUGUUCGUAAGAAAAUCGACAGAGAGGAGCUGUGUCACGGGAGUCGUGCGUGCUUAAUUGACCUGAAGAUUUUAGUGGAAAACCCUUUGGAAAUGCACUAUGUCGUUGUGGAAAUUGCCGAUGUAAAUGAUCACUCCCCUAGCUUCGCUGAAAGUGAGCAAGAAUUUGAAAUAUUUGAGCAAACAUUACCAGGGGGCAGAUUCCAGCUGCACGCUGCUCGUGAUCCUGAUGCAGGAUCUAACUCUGUUCGCAAUUACAUGUUAACACCAAACGAUCACUUUGAAAUAGAUAUUCGGCAGAGUGAUGAUGACAAAAUACCAUUUUUAGUUCUGAAAAAGUCCCUAGACAGAGAACAAAGAAGUAAUCAUUUGCUGUAUGUAACAGCGGUCGAUGGAGGAAAACCCCAGAGAUCAGUAACGUUAAAUGUUUCUAUUAUUGUUCUCGACAGUAAUGACAAUCGUCCGAAAUUUAGUCAGGAAAUAUAUGAAAUUGAGAUACAGGAAAAUGUUCCUUUUGGCACGUUGGUAUAUAAACUAAAUGCGACGGAUCCAGAUGAAGGUAUAAAUAGUGAAAUUGAAUACAGUCUCGAGAAAACACUUAAGAAAAAAGUCAACGAGAUUUUCGAACUUGAUAAAACAACAGGAGAAAUAAAAGUGAAAGGAAUACUGAACUAUGAGGAACAGGACGUUUAUAAACUCGAUGUUGAGGCAACAGAUAAAGGAACGCCUCCGUUAAAGGGUGUGUGCAGAGUAAAUAUAAAGAUAAAAGAUGUGAAUGACAAUCCGCCUGAAAUUGAAAUCACCUCUGUGUCAAACACUGUGUCUGAAGACUCGAAGCCUGGUACAGUUAUAUCACUUCUCAGUGUUAUAGAUAAAGAUGCUGGCCUAAAUGGAAAAAUAUUAUUAAACAUAAACUCAGACGUUCCCUUCGAACUAAAGCCCUCUUAUAAGGAAAAUAUUUAUUCAAUUUUGACUAAAGGGAUUUUAGAUCGAGAAGAGGUGUCUGAAUAUGAAAUAACAAUAAGAGCGACGGACUGCGGUGACCCUCCAUUAUCAAAUUUAAAAACCUUAACCAUCCGGAUAUCAGAUGUAAAUGACAACAGUCCCAAUUUCAUUCAAAAUCCAUUACUAUUUUACCUUCCGGAAAACAACGCAGCUGGCAUGUCUAUAUUUUCUGUCAGUGCAACCGACAAAGAUGCGAACGAAAAUGCUGCUAUUGCAUAUCAUAUUGCGAGGGAAGGAAGCAAAAAAGACAUUUUGUCAUUCCUAAACAUAAACACUGAUAACGGGAAAGUAUCUGCUCUUAAAAGAUUCGACUUUGAAACUCUGAAAACUUUCCAGUUCCAAGUUGUCGCCUCAGAUUCUGGGUCUCCGUCACUGAGCAGCAACGUCACAGUGAACGUGUUCAUUCUGGAUCAGAACGACAACGCUCCAGUCAUCCUGUAUCCAGUCAGCUCCAAUGGUUCUGCUGAAGGUGUGGAGGAGAUUCCCCGCAAUGUGAACGCAGGACACUUGGUGACUAAAGUCAGAGCCUAUGACGCUGAUAUAGGAUAUAACGGCUGGUUGCUGUUUUCACUGCAGGAAGUUACUGACCACAGUCUCUUUGGUUUGGACCGCUACACAGGACAGAUCAGAACACUUCGCUCAUUCACAGAGACAGACGAGGCUGAGCAUAAACUGGUCAUACUGGUCAAAGACAAUGGCAACGUUUCCCUCUCAGCAACAGCUACUGUGAUUGUCAAACUGGUGGAGCCCAAAGAGGCUUUUGCAGCUUCUGAUGUUAAAAGUGCAGCAAAGGAUGAUGAGGAUAAUAAUGCGACUUUUUAUCUGAUGAUCACUUUGGGCUCAGUUUCAGUUCUGUUUAUCAUCAGUAUCAUCGUGCUGAUUGCAAUGCAGUGCUCCAGAUCCACAGACUAUACUUCUAAAUAUCUCCCAGAGACUAAUUAUGAUGGGACACUGUGUCACAGCAUCCAGUACAGAUCUGGAGACAAACGGUACAUGUUAGUUGGACCCAGGAUGAGUAUAGGAUCUACUAUAGUACCUGGAAGUCAUGCAAACACACUGGUGCUACCUGACAGGAGGAGGACAUGUGAUGAGGUAAGAUUUGUUUUAAAUUCUAGUAUAUUCGGGUGAGCAAACGUAGUCUAGACUAUUACAUAUAGAAACAUAAAUGAGUUUAAUCUCGUUCAUAACUAUGCCGCAGAAGUUCUAAAAUGUUUUAAACUGAAACACUGAAAACUCAUUUUCUUAAGACUAUUUUUAUUUUUAUCUCAUGCGUUAUAUUUUAGAACAUGCAAGUAUUUCGUUUCUAUCAUAAUUGUAUCCGCUUAAUUUACACGGUAGUGGGAACCAGGGACGAUAAACAUAAUGCAACUACAAAUACAAAUGGCUCUAUGAUCAUGUUUCGAUUAAAGGAGAUUCAUUGAGGUUGGCUACCAGGCGAAUGGUGUGUCUAGAUUUAAAAAAUGAA
Molecule: messenger RNA, 2728 nt
Organism: Girardinichthys multiradiatus
Lineage: Eukaryota; Metazoa; Chordata; Actinopteri; Cyprinodontiformes; Goodeidae
Product: protocadherin gamma-A11-like
Exons: 1
Coding region: 1-2391 (796 amino acids)
Biological process (GO): homophilic cell-cell adhesion
Cellular component (GO): plasma membrane
Molecular function (GO): calcium ion binding
Source: RefSeq, a predicted model, not a curated record